Bradysia coprophila is the source of this 479-nucleotide messenger RNA. Its product is annotated as protein stunted-like. Gene Ontology annotation, cellular component: mitochondrial inner membrane. Lineage: Eukaryota; Metazoa; Arthropoda; Insecta; Diptera; Sciaridae. Gene Ontology annotation, molecular function: proton-transporting ATP synthase activity, rotational mechanism. Gene Ontology annotation, biological process: proton motive force-driven mitochondrial ATP synthesis. The record is from RefSeq and is a predicted model, not a curated record.
GGAUUUCGAUCAUACUAUUCGGUGUCAUCUGUCACUUUGUACGUCAGAUAGCUCAGGUUUUGCAUAAGAAAAUCUGAAUCUUUUCGCUAAAUUGUUUUGAGAAACCAUCCAUCCCGAAACCAAUUAAAUCAUGUCGAAGUGGAGAGAAUUAGGUUUGACUUACAUCAACUAUUCCAAUAUUGCUGCCCGUGUCCUUCGUGGUGCGCUGAAACCGGAUUUACAGGCAGACGCUGCUAAACGAGCAUCUGCACACGUAAAAUUCACAAAGUGGACCGAUGGAAAGCCAGCGAGCGAGAGAUACUAAAGUUGUAUUGUAUCCGACGAAAAACGUUGUCGUUAAGGAAUAGAAAAGUUCUACAAAAAACAAUCUUUGGUAAACUUCAAACAAAUAAAAAAAAAUGUUUUUGCGUUCCGUACAACUAAAACAUAAAAUAGUUCAGCUUUCAUCUGUGAAAUAAAAACAAUUAUGUAUUAGAAUC